Messenger RNA from Loa loa (African eye worm), 408 nucleotides. RefSeq lists its product as hypothetical. The coding region runs from base 1 to 408 and encodes 135 amino acids. The record is from RefSeq and is a predicted model, not a curated record. Lineage: Eukaryota; Metazoa; Nematoda; Chromadorea; Rhabditida; Onchocercidae. The transcript is spliced from 2 exons.
AUGGAAUGUUGUGAGCCAACAAGUGAUGGACGUCGAUUAUUACGAAGCAUUGUUGUUGCCGUAGUUCUUGUAGUCGAUGUCGUAAUUGCUGCUGUUAUUGUUAUUGUUGUUGUAGUAGUUGCUGUUAUUGUUGUUGUUGUUGUUAUUAUACAAAUAACCAAAAUUCCUCCCAUCAAGCAAUCAUCAUUGUCAGUAAGCGCUUAUCAAAAAUCACGAAUCAAUCUGUCCCAGCUAUUAUUGUUGGUGCAACAAGCAACUGAUAGUGAUAGCGGUAGCUACGAUGAUGCUGAUGACGAUAAUAAUAAUGAUGAUGAUGAUGGCACUGCUAGCACUGAACAAAUGAUGAGCAAAGCUUUCACAUCUAUUCCCACCUCUCUAAUAUUAUUACACAAAAAAAGCGCUUCUUAA